Myzus persicae (green peach aphid) is the source of this 1521-nucleotide messenger RNA. RefSeq names its product neurotrimin-like. Gene Ontology annotation, cellular component: neuron projection. The record is from RefSeq and is a predicted model, not a curated record. The coding region runs from base 56 to 1291 and encodes 411 amino acids. NCBI's taxonomy places the organism in Eukaryota, Metazoa, Arthropoda, Insecta, Hemiptera, Aphididae. The transcript is spliced from 10 exons.
UCGUGGCCGUCAGUUCUCGCCUGUUUCGCUAAGGGUGCAGACCUGCUGAAUCGUCAUGUACACAGGUGCCGGGCAUGUGCUCGUCGCGAUCGCGAUCGCGCUCGUCGUCGUUUCGGCCGUGCCGCCGUCUCGCGGGGAGCUGAUCAUGGAAAUGCCCAAAUUCGCUGAACCGAUAACAAAUGUUACGGUUCCGGUUGGCAGAGAAGCAACAAUAGUGUGUAUCGUGGAUGACCUCGGUUCUUAUAAGGUGGCUUGGUUGCGGGUGGACACGCAGACCAUACUAACCAUCCACAACCACGUGAUCACGAAAAACCACCGGAUCGGUGUGUCGCACUCGGACCACAGGACGUGGCACAUACACAUCAAGGAGGUGAGAGAGUCGGACAAGGGAUGGUAUAUGUGUCAGAUAAAUACUGACCCGAUGAAAAGUCAACUGGGCUUCUUAGAUAUCGUCGUUCCUCCGGACAUAUUGGACUAUCCGACGAGCACGGACAUGAACGUCCGCGAAGGCAGCAACGUGUCGCUGAGAUGUGCGGCUUCGGGAUCACCUGCGCCCAAUAUCACGUGGCGUAAAGAAGGAUCUGAGCUCAUACUUCUGGAACACAGCCAACACGUGCACAGCGUCGAAGGGCCAGUUCUGAAUCUGACACGGAUCAGUCGCUCUCACAUGGGAGCGUAUCUGUGCAUAGCGUCAAACGGGGUACCGCCAUCGGUCAGCAAACGGAUUAUGCUGGUGGUGAACUUCCCGCCGAUGAUAUGGAUCCAGAACCAGCUGAUCGGAGCAUUCAUUGGCCAAUCACUGACUCUCGAGUGUUCGUCCGAAGCGCAUCCCAAGUCGAUCAACUAUUGGACCCGAGAGGCCGGCGAGAUCAUUGCUCACGGAGAAAAAUAUGAACCGGAAGAGUUUGUCACCGAACAAUAUAAAACGCGGAUGAAACUCACAAUUAAGUCUGUUACUGCCGAAGAUUACGGCACGUACAAAUGUUUGUCAAGAAAUGCACUCGGAGACACGGAUGGCACAAUAAAAAUAUACCAAGUGGCUAAUAACGGCGGACACAGCACUACGCGACCCAAGCACAGAUACAAGAACCGUAACCGGACCAGAAUACGAACGCAAUCGAAUGACAUUAGAGACUCUGCAUUCUUAUCGAAGGACGAAAAUAACGAAUUGCAGACAAAUUACGACGACGAUGGUGAAUUUGAAGAAUACGAAUCCGGAUCGCAAACUCAUCAACUAGCGAUUUACACCGCGAUUGUAUGCGUAAUCACGUUGGCGUAUGGGCACGAGUGACUCGAAAACACUACAAAAAAUACCUUGUCCAAUAAAAUUAAGAUUUAUUAUAAUAAUUUACUUAUACGCAUAGAUAAUAUUAAUAUAUAAUAUUGUAUGUUGUUAAGUCUGAAAUGUUUUUGGUCCUUUCGUGGUUUGAUUUUAUUUUUCUAGUCCGGUUUCUUGGAAUAAUGUAUUAAUUACUAUACACUUGAAUUCAACUAUGUAUAGUAGUAUUAUAUGAAUAGGUU